Messenger RNA from Ostrinia furnacalis (Asian corn borer), 908 nucleotides. RefSeq names its product DBF4-type zinc finger-containing protein 2 homolog. Bases 89 to 784 code for a protein of 231 amino acids. The record is from RefSeq and is a predicted model, not a curated record. Lineage: Eukaryota; Metazoa; Arthropoda; Insecta; Lepidoptera; Crambidae. The transcript is spliced from 3 exons.
AAUUAAUUUUUAUUUAUUUAUAAAUUUAUAAAAAAGGGAAAAUUAACAAGUAAAAUUUUAUGAACAAGAAAUAAAAGUAUCGAGGAAAAUGUGUUCGAUGUGUUUCUGCCCGACUUGUCCUGCGAUCCUGCCAUGCGGGACAGGUCCUUGCACAUACUCCUGUCCUGCUCCUCCUCCUUGCUGCCAGCCUUGCUGUCCACCGCCGUGCCCAUGCACACCUUGCCCGCCAUGCAACUGCAGGCCAGUGUUCAGGCAGUGCCCAGCUCCUGUCAUCCCAGAUCUGGUUCCUCCGAUUGUUCCGAUGUUGCCGUGCUGUAGGCCACGGCGAGCGCCACCAAAGGAUCCUCCUCCUCUACCACCGCCUCAACCUGUAUGCUGCCCGCCUAUGCUGCCUUGUUGCCCACCGCCAGAACCAUGUGACCCCCCACCGGUCCGUCCUUGCCCCGAGCCAACACCUUGCUACCAGCCAGUCUUGCCCUGCUGCAAUCCGCAGUGUCCACCGCCUAUUCUCCCGAAACAAAGGCCGAUAUGCCCUCGAGCGCCACCUUGUCCUUAUCCCUGUCUCCCAGUCUGUCGAAGCGAUUGUCCCGAUUGUGAAAUGGAUCCGGUGACUCGAAGACGACCACUGAUCGUGUAUGACAGCGUCUUCGCGAAGAGACCAUCGGGAAGACCUGUAGAGUGCUUUACGAGACGCAAUCCCAACGUUCGAUACACUGUCGCUAAUUACGUAAGACAGGGCCCCCAGUCUGGUUGCUGUCAUCAUGUGGAUGUUCCACUAAGGUAGCAAAAUUACUAAUUGGGUCAAGUUUAGGUGUUGUCUUGUGCAGGAACAUUACUUGGUACUUUGUUUAAAGUAGCGUAAAGCAAUGUGAUUUGUGUAUGCAUCUUUGUGUAAAUUAUUUUUACGC